UGACAAUAACACAAGGCGAUAAACUUUCAACAUUACUCACUACACACACAAAAGCAUGUCGAAUACACAAGAAAUCUAUAGCAAAGAUGUAAUCUACCGAUCUCCAAGGCCUCCAAUUUGUCUUCCCCACAACCCCAAAAUUUCAAUGAUCCCUUUUCUCUUUACAAAAUUCUCCUCCAUUUCCAACUCCCCUGCACUCAUUGAUGCACAAUCUGCCCAAACCUUAACAUUUUCCAACCUCAAAACUCAUGUUUCAAGGCUGUCCCGCGCCCUCCUCAACCUCAACAUCUCCAAACAUGAUGUCGUCCUCAUCUUGUCUCCUAACUCCAUCCAUUUCCCAAUCGCUUUCUUCGCGGUGGUGGCUGUUGGAGCCGUCGCCACCACCGCCAACCCACUAUACACAAAAGCAGAGCUUUCCAAACAGAUCAAAGACAGCAAUCCGAAACUGAUAAUCACAGUCCACCAACUCUAUGAUAGGAUCAAACACUUCAACCUUCCAUGUGUUCUACUAAACCAUAAUAAUCCUCGUACCUCAAGCGAUCCAAUGGUGCAUAGCUAUUCAGAACUGAUUCAAUCGCCAGCGACCACAUCAUUGCCCACAGUGAUGCAGAGUGAUGCAGCCGCAAUCCUGUAUUCAUCGGGGACAACCGGAGCAAGCAAGGGAUCUGUGCUGACACACAAGAACUUCAUGGCGUCGGCCCUGAUGAUGACAUCCGAUCAAAAAGUAUCAGGAAAUGUUUUUCUCUGCUUCCUUCCCAUGUUUCAUAUCUUUGGACUGUCAGCUGCGGUUUAUGCGCAGCUACAGAGAGGGAACACGGUGGUGGUGAUGGGGCGGUAUGAGAUGAAUACUAUGCUGAGGGCCAUUGAGCAGUACAAGGUGACACAUUUGUUUGUCGUGCCCCCUGUCGCUGUGGAGCUGAUCAAGAAGCAGGAGACGGUGAAGGAGUACAACGUUUCGACGUUGAGGGAGAUCAUGUCUGGAGCAGCUCCAUUAGGGAAGGACAUGAUAGAAGCAUGCUCCAAGAUUUUUCCACAAGCUGUUGUAUGUCAGGCCUAUGGCAUGACAGAAGCCACAGGAGUUAUCUCACUGGAAAACAGAAGGAUAUGUUCAGCUCAUCCAGGCUCUGUGGGGCCACUUGCUCCCAGUGUUGAAGCUCAAAUAGUAGAUUCAGAAACAAUGCAACCUCUCUCUCCUUUUAAGACAGGUGAAAUAUGGAUUAAAGGUCCACUUGUGAUGAAAGGCUAUUGGAACAACCACAAGGCGACUAUGGAAACUAUAGACAAGCAAGAUUGGUUGCACACAGGAGAUGUUGGGUAUUUUGAUGACGAGGGACGACUCUAUAUUGUAGACCGCGUAAAAGAGCUCAUCAAAUAUAAAGGCUUUCAGGUUGCACCAGCGGAGCUAGAAGAGCUGCUUCUCACUCAUCCUGAAAUAGUGGAUGCUGCUGUUAUAGGAUUAGGUGAUGCAGAAGCUGGAGAAAUUCCAAUAGCAUAUGUUGUGAGAUCAUCCAAUAGUUCACUAACAACACAACAAGUUGGGCAGUUUAUUGCAGAACAGGUUGCACCAUUCAAGAGGUUGAGGAGGGUGAUUUUUACUAAACAAAUACCGAGAUCAACCACAGGGAAGAUUUUGAGAAAGGAGCUUCGACAAAAAGUUGUAGCAAAACUCUAAGCAACAUAUAUAUUGGAUUAUCCAAUGCAAUUCAAAGCAAAUGUUGCCUCUCCAAUCAGCUACAACCAACUAAAACUGCAAGAGCAAUUUUCCAAUUCCUGGGAUAUACUUCUUCAGUCAAUGAUAAAACUUCCUAGAAGGGAAUGACAUGGGUUUUAAGACGAGAUUAUUAUUAAGUAUAUUGAGAAUGGUAAAAAAAUGUUUGUAUAUAUUAUUUUAAUUUGUAUUAAAA
Molecule: messenger RNA, 1904 nt
Organism: Salvia miltiorrhiza (redroot sage)
Lineage: Eukaryota; Viridiplantae; Streptophyta; Magnoliopsida; Lamiales; Lamiaceae
Product: probable CoA ligase CCL7
Exons: 6
Coding region: 56-1672 (538 amino acids)
Molecular function (GO): CoA-ligase activity
Source: RefSeq, a predicted model, not a curated record